AUGUGGCCGUCCUAUAGUCCCGGGACAGACGGAAAUGUAAGUCCCAAACGGAGUCUAUCCAUGAAAAUCAACCCUGUCUUUCCUGAUGCGACAGUAGAGCUGAAACGAUACAAAGCGAGGGACUCGGAGGUAACGGCAGAUGAGAAUGAGAAUGUGGAAAAUCUGCAAUCGGCUGUGGAAGAUUCAGCCGUUCCCGAAAGCCCACCUGGAAUUAGAUCCAGAUUGUCUUCUUUCGCUGGACACGAUAGGGAACCCAGCAGUGGAAGCUACAACCUAUCCACAGGAACCAGUUACUACAGUUGUGUCAGCCAAAUUACCAUUGGUUUUGAUGUGGGCGGACAGGUAGCCAUCGGUUUCUCACGAUGGAAGAAUCCUUUUCCACAAGAUGGCCGUUUGUCUCCCAACCUGACCCAGUGUAACCCAGAGGACACCAGAGUUCCUUGCCCUCCGCCUCUCAUGCCCCCGGCUGAACUGUCAGAGCUUGUUUCCUGUCCAGCCUCAAUUUCAAUCACACCAGUGCCUUCUUACAGCAGCAGUCAGGAAACUAUCAGCGAAAACACUGCAGUGGUGGCUGCAGGAUUUAAUUCCUGGCUGGGCCCCAAAUUUUCACGGACUGGCCUUUUAUGA
Molecule: messenger RNA, 627 nt
Organism: Polyodon spathula (Mississippi paddlefish)
Lineage: Eukaryota; Metazoa; Chordata; Actinopteri; Acipenseriformes; Polyodontidae
Exons: 4
Coding region: 1-627 (208 amino acids)
Source: RefSeq, a predicted model, not a curated record